Molecule: messenger RNA, 3262 nt
Organism: Cucurbita moschata (crookneck pumpkin)
Lineage: Eukaryota; Viridiplantae; Streptophyta; Magnoliopsida; Cucurbitales; Cucurbitaceae
Product: FT-interacting protein 1-like
Exons: 2
Coding region: 164-3145 (993 amino acids)
Source: RefSeq, a predicted model, not a curated record
ACCAUCUGGAUGGUAUCUCUCUUCAUACUCCCACUCCCCCAGAUGAGCUUCUCAUUCUCAUCGUCGCCGAUUCCUUUCCCCGCCGCCGCCGCCGCCAUCGUGUCUCUCCUCCUCCUUACUACUCUCACUCUUCCUUCUUCAUACUCCUCUGUUUCAGAUUCCGAUGACCAAGCUCGUUGUACAAAUCCUCGACGCCGGCGACCUUAUGCCCAAGGACGGCGACUCUGCCAACCCCUUUGUCGAGGUCGACUUUGGCAACCAGAAACAGAGGACUCGUACCAUACACACCGAUCUCAAUCCUUGCUGGAAUGAGAAUCUCGUUUUCAACAUCACCGACCCUCGACAAUUCCCCAACACCACCAUCGAUGUCGUGGUUUAUAACGACAGGAAAUCCGGCCACCGCCGCGAUUUUCUCGGCCGUGUCAGAAUCUCCGGCAUGUCGGUGCCCCGUUCUGAACAGGACGCUAACAUCCAGAGAUACCCACUUGAUAAACGUGGUCUUUUCUCUCAUAUCAAAGGCGAUAUUGGGUUUCGAAUGUAUCUGACUCACGAUGAUGAUUCGACGCCGCCGCCACAAACUGCCCAUUUCGAAACUCCCCUGCAAGAAAUCAACCCCAACAUAUUCGAUCAGGAGGAAUUACAAGUGCCCAAGAAGAAGGAAAAGGACGUCAAGACCUUCCACUCCAUAGGGGCAGCCCCGGCUGCGACUGCGGCGUCGGUGGCUCCUCCACCGACAGAAUUCAAGUGGCCACAGCCAAUGGCGACGCGGAUGGACUUCGCUCAAGCAGGCCCAUCUCCAGCAACAGUAAUGCAUUUACCAGCUCCAAAGCAAAAUCCAGAGUACGCAUUGGUGGAGACCAGCCCCCCAUUAGCAGCAAGAUUGCGGUACGGCUACAGAGGAAAAGACAAGAUCAUCAGCACCUACGACAUGGUGGAGCAAAUGCAUUUUCUAUAUGUAAACGUGGUUAAAGCUAAAGACCUCCCUGUAAUGGAUGUUUCCGGGAGUUUAGACCCAUAUGUGGAAGUGAAAGUAGGGAACUACAAAGGAGUCACAAAGCACUUGGAGAAGAAUCAAAACCCAGUUUGGAAGCAGAUUUUUGCGUUUGCAAAAGAGACAUUACAAGCAAGCUUACUGGAAGUAACCGUGAAAGACAAGGAUUUGGGGAAGGAUGAUUUUGUGGGGAGGGUUUUCUUUGAUAUCCCCGAGGCUCCAUUGAGAGUACCUCCAGAUAGUCCAUUGGCUCCUCAAUGGUACAAAUUAGUGGACAAGAAAGGCAUCAAAGCAAAGGGGGAAGUGAUGCUUGCGGUUUGGAUGGGUACUCAGGCGGAUGAGUUUUUCUCUGAUGCUUGGCAUUCUGAUGCUCAUAGGGUCAGCCAUGGCAACCUUGCUAACACAAGAUCAAAGGUCUAUUUCUCUCCUAAACUAUACUAUCUAAGAGCCCAAGUGAUCGAAGCUCAAGAUCUCAUCCCAUCAGACAAAUCCAAACCACCAGAUACAUUCGUAAGAAUACAAUUUUGCAAUCAGGGGAAAGUAACCAAACCUUCACAGAUGCGAGUGAUCAACCCAGUUUGGAACGAGGAGCUGAUGUUUGUAGCGCCCGAGCCAUUUGAAGAUUUCAUCAUCAUCACUGUUGAAGACAGAGGAACAGCGGAGAUUCUUGGGAGAGUGAUCGUCCCAUCACGAGAAGUUCCACAGAGAAUCGAGUCCACAAAGCUCCCUGACGCCCGCUGGUACAAUCUCCACCGCCCAUUCAUCGCUCAAUUAGAAGAAACAGAGAAAAAGAAGGAGAAAUUCUCCAGCAAGAUCCAUGUCCGUCUCUGGAUCGACUCAGGGUACCAUGUUCUUGACGAAUCAACUCAUUUCAGCAGCGACCUUCAACCAUCCUCCAAAAUCCUGAGAAAAGACAGCAUCGGAGUACUCGAGUUAGGGAUUUUGAGCGCUCGAAAUCUACUUCCAAUGAAGAGCAAAGAAGGAAAAACCACAGAUGCUUACUGUGUGGCCAAAUACGGCAACAAAUGGGUACGAACCAGAACUCUUCUGGAAACCCUCGCCCCUCGCUGGAACGAACAGUACACCUGGGAAGUCUACGAUCCCUGCACUGUAAUCACAAUCGGAGUAUUCGACAACGCUCACACAAAUGGAAGCAAAGAGGACGCAAAAGACCAGAGAAUCGGUAAAGUAAGGAUUCGGUUAUCCACAUUAGAGAUAGACAAAGUAUAUACGCAUUAUUACCCCUUGUUGGUUCUUCAGCCCUCUGGCUUGAAAAAGCACGGCGAGCUUCAAUUGGCUCUGAGAUUCACCUGCACGGCCUGGGCCAAUAUGCUGACACAGUACGGGAAGCCAUUACUGCCGAAAAUGCACUACCUACAGCCAAUCCCUGUCCGACACAUGGAUCUACUCCGCUUCCACGCGAUGAACAUCGUAGCGACUAGGCUGUCCCGUGCUGAGCCACCACUGCGGCGAGAGGCAGUGGAGUACAUGCUCGAUGUCGAUUACCACAUGUUUAGCCUUAGAAGAAGCAAAGCGAAUUUCAAUCGGAUAAUGUUGCUUCUCUCGGGAAUCACCGCGAUUUACCGAUGGUUCAACGAUGUAUGCAUUUGGAAAAACCCUAUCACAACCUGCCUCGUUCAUGUGCUGUUCUUCAUUCUCGUUUGCUACCCCGAAUUAAUCCUCCCGACGGUCUUCCUUUACCUGUUCGUGAUUGGAAUUUGGAAUUACCGGUUCCGGCCGAUGAAUCCACCGCACAUGGACGCGAGAUUGUCGCAGGCUGAGCACGCUCUCCCAGACGAGCUAGAGGAAGAGUUCGACAACUUCCCGACGACAAAGCAUAUCGACACAGUGAGGAUGAGGUACGACCGACUACGUAGCGUAGCCGGAAAAGUGCAGACAGUGGUAGGAGAUUUGGCGACGCAAGGGGAAAGGGCUCAAGCGAUUCUCGGGUGGAGGGAUCCGAGGGCUACGGCAUUGUUCAUCAUCUUCUCGUUGAUGUGGGCGGUUUUCAUCUAUGUCACGCCGUUUCAGGUGGUGGCGAUUCUGAUCGGACUGUAUUUGCUCCGGCACCCGAGAUUGAGGAGGAAGUUGCCGUCCGUUCCGGUCAAUUUCUUCAAGAGACUGCCAUCAAAGGCGGAUAUGAUGUUAUUAUGAUGAGAAUCAGAGUUUUAUUUAUUUUCUUUCCUAUUUUAAUUAUUUAAUUAUUCCGAACCAAAUAUAUUUAAAUAAUUGGAGUGUUCAGACUCUUGGAACCAAGUACACUCUUUGUUC